Neltuma alba is the source of this 507-nucleotide messenger RNA. RefSeq names its product probable serine/threonine-protein kinase PBL11. Bases 1 to 507 code for a protein of 168 amino acids. Gene Ontology annotation, biological process: protein phosphorylation. Gene Ontology annotation, molecular function: protein kinase activity; ATP binding. The record is from RefSeq and is a predicted model, not a curated record. Lineage: Eukaryota; Viridiplantae; Streptophyta; Magnoliopsida; Fabales; Fabaceae. The transcript is spliced from 2 exons.
AUGAUAUUGCAGAACUUCAAUGCAAAGCUUUCUGAUUUCGGACUGGCUAGAGAUGGACCUGAAGAUGACCAGUCCCAUGUAUCCACAAGAAUCCUCGGCGCUAGGGUCUAUUUUGCGACUGAGUACAUAGCCGCAGGGCAUUUGACUCUAAAAGCUGAUGUUUAUAGCUUUGGGGUUUUCCUGCUAGAGAUAUUAUCAGGCUCUGGUGCAGUUAGGAAACAUUCAGAUGGGGAAGUGGGGAAUCUUGCCCAGUGGGCUGAACCAUUUCUAAGUAACAAAUUGGAACUUCACCGCGUCAUAGACAAGAGACUGGGACAUAAUUUUCCGAUGGAAAGAACCUAUGAGUUGGCUCAACUAAUACUACAUUGCCUCUGCUUAAACCCUGAACAUCGCCCAACAAUGGCUGAAGUCGUGGCUGCCUUGGAACAGAUAGAGCUAAACUUAGGAUUUCAUCAUAAGAGAACGUAUAGUAGAAGAACCAGAACUCAUUCUUAUUCUCACUCUUAA